Striga hermonthica is the source of this 612-nucleotide messenger RNA. The record is from the annotation of a GenBank genome assembly. NCBI's taxonomy places the organism in Eukaryota, Viridiplantae, Streptophyta, Magnoliopsida, Lamiales, Orobanchaceae.
AUGCUCACACGCACAACAACCGUCGCGCCUUGCCCCGACGCGACCUGGGCACUUGGCGUCGCACGUCUGGGAUUUUUUCGCACCAUGUGCGGCACUCGCGUGACCACGUCGCCCGUGCUGCCAGGACGCAUCCACCCGGCCCCGCCGGGUCUCCUGCGUAAAUUGUGUUUCCUCGACUGCAGCAGCAUCAUUGACAGAAAAUGGAUUGAGAGGCUCUUGAAGACUUCUUCUUAUCAAGUUACUGUUGUGGAUUCUGGAGUUAAGGCUCUUGAAUUUCUAGGAUUGCUUGAUAAUGGUGACACAGAUUUAAAAUCUGUCUCUCAAUCCAAGAGUAAUGAUCAUAUAGUGGAUUUGAUCAUCACGGAUUACUCCAUGCCGGCUCUAACCGGCUACGAUCUGCUCAGGAAAAUAAAGGAAUCGGAAAUGCUGAAGGACAUUCCGGUAGUGAUUAUGUCGUCGGAAAAUAUCCCGUCGAGAAUCAACACUUGUUUGGAACAAGGGGCUCAAGAGUUUUUCGUAAAGCCGGUUCGACAAUCAGAUGUGAAUAAACUUAGGCCGCAUUUGAUGAGAUGCCAAAAGGAAUUUGUUAUGCCUCAGCUGAGAGUACAUUAA